UUUCAGAAUAUAUUUUGUGCUCACGCUGAGCACAACUGAAAUAAAGAGUGCGGCGGUCAAAACUAAAAUAUACUACAUAUAAAUAUUUUAUGGUGCUUUUUUCAACAAUCUGUUUGUGAAGUCGGUUUGUGGUUUUAGUGAUUGCAAAUUCCUUAAGUCUGGUGCUUUUGCAAACCAAGAAAUCUAAACAAAAUUAUCAGAGUUUUGAUAGAAACUCGUAGGUACUGCCGUAUACAGCAUUUUUAAAGUAAUAUAAAAGUAAAUUAAGAUGAAAUUAGUGAUCUUAGACACAGCAGACUCAGUGGGAGUUUGGGCUGCCAAAUAUGUGAUGAAACGUAUAAAUGAUUUUAAGCCCGGACCAAACAAAUACUUUGUUUUGGGUUUACCCACCGGCAGCACACCACUUGGAAUGUACAAGAAACUCAUUGAAUAUCACAAAGCCGGAAAGGUGUCUUUCGAGUAUGUGAAGACAUUCAACAUGGACGAAUAUGUGGGCAUACCCCGCGAUCAUCCUGAAAGCUAUCACUACUUCAUGUGGCAUCACUUCUUCAAACACAUCAAUAUCGAUCCCAAGAAUGUGCAUAUUUUGAAUGGCAAUGCCAAGGAUCUUCUAGCCGAAUGCCAACAAUUCGAGGCGAUGAUCAAGGAAGCGGGUGGUGUUGAACUUUUCAUUGGCGGCAUUGGACCCGACGGACAUAUCGCCUUCAAUGAACCGGGCAGCUCGUUGGUCUCACGUACGCGUGUGAAAACAUUGGCACAAGAUACAUUAGAGGCGAAUGCACGCUUCUUUGACAAUGAUAUGAGCAAAGUGCCCAAGCAGGCAUUGACUGUGGGCGUCGGCACAGUGAUGGAUGCCAAGGAGGUGAUGAUUUUGAUUACAGGCGCACACAAAGCAUUUGCCUUGUACAAAGCUAUUGAGGAGGGUGUAAAUCAUAUGUGGACUGUAAGCGCAUUCCAGCAGCAUCCCAAUACGCUGAUGCUUUGCGAUGAAGAUGCCACUUUGGAGUUGCGUGUGAAGACAGUGAAAUAUUUUAAGGGCAUCCUCAGAGAUGUACACGAAAAAAUGAUUGGAGAUGAAGCUGAGACAAGCGAAAAUUAAAUUGCUAAAUUUUGCUUAAUUUUGAAGUGGUCUUAUGGAACUGCAUGGUAAAAUGGUGGAAGGUGUCUGAAGGAUUAUAUCGUUUUGAUACAAAAUUUUUUAUAUGUAUGUACAUUUCGGAUACAAAUUACCUCAACGAAAUAAAAUUUAGUUAUUUAGUACGAAAUUAAUGUUGAUAUUGCAUUUGUUCUAAUUAAAAAUAAACAAAUAAUAAAAGACACA
Molecule: messenger RNA, 1321 nt
Organism: Rhagoletis zephyria (snowberry fruit fly)
Lineage: Eukaryota; Metazoa; Arthropoda; Insecta; Diptera; Tephritidae
Gene: Oscillin
Product: glucosamine-6-phosphate isomerase Oscillin
Biological process (GO): N-acetylneuraminate catabolic process; D-glucosamine catabolic process; N-acetylglucosamine catabolic process
Cellular component (GO): cytoplasm
Molecular function (GO): glucosamine-6-phosphate deaminase activity; identical protein binding
Source: RefSeq, a predicted model, not a curated record